Merops nubicus (carmine bee-eater) is the source of this 774-nucleotide messenger RNA. RefSeq names its product transmembrane and immunoglobulin domain-containing protein 1-like. The transcript has 5 exons. The record is from RefSeq and is a predicted model, not a curated record. The coding region runs from base 1 to 774 and encodes 257 amino acids. Lineage: Eukaryota; Metazoa; Chordata; Aves; Coraciiformes; Meropidae.
AUGGUGCAGAGCAGCAGCCCCCCCGCCCCCCGCCCAGCGCCACUCCUCGCCCUCUGCCUCUUGGCACACGCAGCCACAGGUUUGGAACUGUCUGUAAACAACCACACUGCUGACUUCUCCCUCUCUACAUCAACUGAAUCUGCCAUCUCCCUCUCCUGCCUAGUACAGAACAGCAGCCAGGCUGAGGAGCUGCUCUGGUACCGAGGAGGUGGGAAAGUGGAUCUGAAAGAUGGCAACAAAGUGAACAUCAGUAACAUCUGCAUAUCCCCAGUCACCAGGUCUGACAACGGAGUCACCUUCACGUGCAGGCUGGCACGGGACAAGUCUGUGCAGGUGUCUGUGCUCCUGGAUGUCCAGUUUCCUCCCCAGCUGACUGGAGAAGAGUCCCUCCAAGUUGAAGAAGACAAAGAUGUCACCCUGAGCUGUGAUUCCAGAUCCAACCCUCAAGCCCAGACAGCUUGGCAUAAGAAGAACAGCACCUUGGCCCUACAGCACAAUCGUUACCAGCUCUACCAGACCAGCGAGGUCUUCCAGCUCUUCAUCCAAAAAGUACAGAAGUCAGACAACGGGACCUACACCUGUGUGGUGAAAUAUUCUCAGGGAGAGUGGAGAAAGGAUUUCCACCUGAUAGUUGAAGAUAAAAAACCUCUUUUUCCCAAGGAGGCUGUUAUUGCAGCUGUGGUGGUGGUCACACUCACACUGCUCUUCGGAAUUGUAGCUCGAAAAGAUAAAAUUUUUAAGUGCUUCAAAACAUCAAGUGAAACAGCUCUGUAA